UACACAAACAUACGCCCUGCAGCUGUUAUCUUGUCUUGCGGUUACUUUUCCUUUUUGUUAGCAAUUUUUCCAUCGUCAUAAGCGUUUUUAGUUAAAUUUACAUAUAUAUUAUGCAUUUUCGUCCACCGACUGCCAUUCUAGAUGUGAAUUCCUAAGAUGUACCGAAUCGAGAAAAACGUUGAAACAAUGCCGAGCCAACAGCAAGAGCGCAUUCGGUUGUCAUCGAUGGGUGGCGAAUCGACAUGCAGCAACAGCAGCAGCAGCGGUGGCAGUGGCAAUUCGGUCAUGAAGAUAAGACACCGUGUAGUGAUGAUGGGUACAGCCAGAGUGGGCAAGACUUCCAUUGUUACGCAGUUCCUUUACGACCGGUUUCCAGUCCGAUACAAGGAGACCAUCGAAGAAUUGCACAGGGGUGAUUACGAGCUGCCCGAUGGCGCCCGGUUGACAUUGGAAAUUUUAGAUACAUCGGGAGCCUAUCAGUUUCCAGCUAUGAGAGACCUAUCCAUAAGCACAGCAGAUGCUUUUCUCUUAGUAUUCUCGGUCGACCGAGAAGAUACUUGGGAUCAAGUGAAACGAUUUAAAGAACAGAUAAAUGAAAUGCGAGGUCCAAAGAUACCAAUAGUCAUCGUAGGAAACAAAUGUGAGCUUUCAGAUAGGUUUUUGCCAGUUGAAAUUACUGAAGCCAUUGCCAGAUACGACUGGGAAUGUGGUUACGUGGAAUGCUCGGCUAAAGACAAUAGAAACAUCGUGCAAGUGUUUAAGGAACUGUUAGCUCAAGCAAAGGUUCAAUACAAUCUGAGCCCGGCCGUGAAACGCAGACGAAUGUCACUUCCUAGUUACGUGGAAAACCGUUCAGGUUCAGCCAAAGGUCGUUAUAUGCUCAAAAGGAAUUCGUGCACUGUAGCUUAAUACGAACAACGUCCAAUAUUUACUCAAUGUACUAUUUAAUUUGCAACAAUAUUAAGUUAGGUAACAUAUUAUCCCGAUUGUAUGUACCUAGACGAUACAAUGUUUAGAAUAUUAACACGAUAUUGUACUUAUAGUCACUAGCCCUCCCCUCCUCCCCUUCCCUGUUGAACCGCAUUUGUUUGUACAUUGAUCAUAGCAGCUAAAGGUCAGCGUUCGUUUUCAAAUUUGUGCUUAGCAUAACAAUGGUAAUUGUUACCGGCUGAAUGGUCCUGUAAUGCUUUCGCUAAUAAUUCACCUUUUGAUAGUAAUAAAUUAAAACCUAUGUGUUAUGUAAAUUAUAUUAAUCUAUAAUAUCGUAUAUAUUAUAUACAUAUAUAUUAUGAUAAAAAUGUUUAAUAUACCGUGAAAGUAGAGAUUUUGAUUAGACAUUUCAAGAGGCAAAGUUUUCUGUCCAAGAAAACUUCUAUACUUCUAUUCAAUUAUUAAUGCAUUUUUUCCCUCAACAAACUUACAUAUUAUUAUUGACCUUAGUACAAUACACGGAACGAAAUAUAGGAGCUUUAUUCAUUAAACGAAACAGUUUACGGAUAAUUAAGGGUGGUUUUUAUAAAUUAAUUAUAAUUAUAAGAACGAAUUGAAGGAAAAUGUGUACACCAGAAAUGAGCUUUGUGAUUAGAAUUUAUUGGGUUGUUAAUAAACAAACUAAAUACACUGGUUACCUAUACAUGGAAUUGAUUAAAAAAGCGAUUUGUGUUAAAAAUGUAUAAUUAUUUUAAAAAUAUACCAUAAUUUUUAUUAGGAGAUAAAACUAGUUAAUAAUUAUUGAGUUUUAAAUAAAACAAGUAUAUGUAGUAUAAAAAUAAGUAUUACCUCAAAACGUGGGCUAAUUAAGUGUGAUUUUUUUUUUGUAUCAGCUUCGAAAUUAAAUGUUAUUAUACAUAUAAUAUAUUAUGAAUAAAUAUACAAAAUAUAUAUCCAAUACAUAUAUUAUAAUAUGCACAAGAUCAUUAAAACAUUAUACUUAUUAUAUAAUAUUAAA
Adelges cooleyi (spruce gall adelgid) is the source of this 1948-nucleotide messenger RNA. RefSeq names its product GTP-binding protein Di-Ras1-like. The record is from RefSeq and is a predicted model, not a curated record. NCBI's taxonomy places the organism in Eukaryota, Metazoa, Arthropoda, Insecta, Hemiptera, Adelgidae. Gene Ontology annotation, molecular function: GTP binding; GTPase activity. The transcript has 5 exons. Bases 157 to 909 code for a protein of 250 amino acids.